GAACCUUAUAUGGUUAUAGUUGGCACCUUUAUUUCUUAGUGUAUUUGUUGGUGAACUUUCCCACAUCUUGUCCCUCCCCUUGAGCUGGCAGCCAUAAAAGUUAUUCAUCACUAAAAGGCUCACAGAAUUAAAUGCCUCACAGAGGAACGUAUUCAAUCAGCGCACAGCAACAUCAGAAAGGUUUUACAGUUAUGGGGAUAUUAGAUAUCUUCCUCCAGUCCCCCAGUUAUGUCUCAGUGUUGGGGGCUCUGGUGGUCCUGGUGCUCGCCUACAUUGUUUCGUCCUCCAGCUUCAGCUCCCAGGGAGACAGAAAGGAGCCACCAGGACCCAGACCACUUCCCCUGCUUGGCAAUCUGCUGCAUAUGGACCUAAAGAGACCCUACAACACAUUAAUGGAGUUUUCUAAGAAAUAUGGAUCAGUGUUCACCAUCUACUUGGGACCUAAUAAGGUGGUGGUCCUGGCAGGAUACAAGACAGUGAAGGAGGCACUUGUAAACUGUGCUGAUGAGUUUGGAGACAGAGAUGAAAUACGAAUUCUGCAUGACGGUUCUCAAGGAAACGGUGUUAUAUGGUCCAAUGGUGAUUCAUGGAAAGAGAUGAGGCGCUUUGCCUUGACAAACCUGAGAGACUUUGGAAUGGGCAAAAAGGCAUGUGAAGACAAAAUCAUUGAGGAAUGUGAGCACCUCACUGAGGUGUUUAUGAAAUUUAAAGGAGAAGCUUUUGAUACGACCAAACCAAUAAACUAUGCAGUCUCUAAUAUUAUCUGUUCCAUGGUCUAUGGCAGCAGAUUUGAAUAUGAUGACCCAGAGUUUACAUCCCUGGUAGAUCGAACAAACAGAAAUUUCCAGCUCUUGGGGACCCCGUCAAUACAGAUGUACAACUUGUUCCCCUGGUUAUUCCAAUGGGUUGCACAUAGGAAGGAAUUCAACAGCUUGUUUGCUGCCAACAGGAAACAGAACUUAGCGCUGUUCAGUCAUUUGAAAGAGACCCUCAAUCCACAGAUGUGCAGAGGUUUUGUGGAUGCCUUUUUGGUCUGCAAGCAAAAUCUGGAGAAAUCUGGGGUUACCAAUAGUCACUUCCACAGUGAAAACCUUUUGAUGACAGUUAUUCAGUUGUUUGCUGCCGGCACUGAUACAACCUCAAGUACGCUAAGAUGGGGACUUCUACUUAUGACCAAAUAUCCGAAAAUACAGGACCAGGUCCAGGAGGAAGUGAACAGGGUGAUAGGAGGUCGUCAGGUUCAGGUCGAGGACAGGAAGAACCUGCCCUUCACCGACGCCGUCAUCCAUGAAACACAGAGACUGGCCAACAUCGUGCCCAUGGCGCUUCCUCACAGAACCAGCCAAGACGUCACUUUCCAGGGUCACUUCAUUAAGAAGGGAACCACAGUGUAUCCUCUCUUGACAUCUGUCCUGUAUGAUGAGACUGAGUGGGAGAGCCCACGCACCUUUAAUCCUGCCCACUUCCUGGACAAAGACGGAAAGUUUGUCAAGCGAGAUGCCUUCAUGCCUUUCUCUGCAGGUCGUAGGAUUUGUCUCGGAGAGAGUCUGGCCAAGAUGGAGCUCUUCAUCUUCUUCACCACACUCCUGCAACACUUUCGUUUCAGUCCCCCACCUGGAGUUUCAGAGGAUGACCUGGAUCUGACUCCACGAGUGGGCAGCACCCUCAACCCUUCACCUCACAAACUGUGUGCGGUUUCACGGAUGUGAGAAAGAUCAAUUCAUCUUCUUAGUUAAACGUUAAAUGUCCUCAAAAUGUUCAAUGCUGCUGAUGUAAAUGAAUGUCUUUAAAGUGACAAAACAUUAAAUAUUAAUUUACUG
This is a messenger RNA of Larimichthys crocea (large yellow croaker), 1820 nucleotides long. Its product is annotated as cytochrome P450 2K1. Gene Ontology annotation, molecular function: iron ion binding; heme binding; oxidoreductase activity, acting on paired donors, with incorporation or reduction of molecular oxygen, reduced flavin or flavoprotein as one donor, and incorporation of one atom of oxygen. Gene Ontology annotation, cellular component: cytoplasm; intracellular membrane-bounded organelle. The coding region runs from base 132 to 1709 and encodes 525 amino acids. Gene Ontology annotation, biological process: xenobiotic metabolic process. NCBI's taxonomy places the organism in Eukaryota, Metazoa, Chordata, Actinopteri, Sciaenidae. The record is from RefSeq and is a predicted model, not a curated record. The transcript has 9 exons.